Messenger RNA from Paramecium pentaurelia, 1727 nucleotides. NCBI's taxonomy places the organism in Eukaryota, Ciliophora, Oligohymenophorea, Peniculida, Parameciidae. The record is from the annotation of a GenBank genome assembly.
AAUGAAAAGGAUGUAAAGCAAAGAAGAUAUAAUCAAAGAUUAAUAUAUGAAAACUCUUACUUGCUUCUUACAAGAUAGUACUCUUUAUGAUAGCUUAUCCAUUAAUAAUUAAGUGACUGUAAUUGAUUAAUCAUUCUCUUUGUUUGAUGUUUUUAAUGUGUUUAUUGAUACGCAUAUUGAUGAAGUAUUGUUUUGGAAUCCAGAUGUAGCUUAUUAUGAUGGAGUAUUCACUUAAACAGAUUUGAUACGAAUAAUCCUUAAAUGCUAUCAAAAUAUUCUGAAUGGUGUUCCUAAUGGUAAUCUAUUUUGUAUAUUUUAGUCAGUGUGGGGAAAUAGUAAAAUAUAGGUUCAGCCAAUUAUGGAAGAGGAAGAUGAAGAUCGUAAUACUCCUGUGAAUGAAAAACAAUUAAUAGGGUAGGAACAGAUAAACAAAUUGCUAAUUGAUUUAAAGACAAUCUCAGUAAGAGACUGGUUCAAUUCUUAUGGAGAAAGUCUUCAUCAAAGUAGUCUAGUUUAAGCAGAUAUGGCUGAUAAUCUAAAUGAUGCAAUGAAGAAGAUAUUAAAGUAGGGUGUAACAAGAAUUGUAGUUAUUGAUACUGAAUCUAGAAUUAUUGUGGGCAUCUUAUAAUAAAAGGAUAUAUUAGCAUUUCUUGUAAAAGGGUUUAGUUAAUAUUUCCAUUUAUAAUUAUCAUAAAAAUCACAUAGAAUUGAAGUUCAUCAUGAAAAUAAUCAAUAAUCAGAAUAGCAUGAACUAGAAAUCAAUUACUUUAGUGAUAGAAUUUUAUAAUUGAAUGAUAAACUUCCUUUUGAUACUAAUGUAUAUGAGUAAUUAUAUCUUUAUAUUUAUUAGUGUAUUCUAUAAAUUGAUCUAUGUAUUUAAACGUAAUGCUAUUCCCAUUGUUGAUAAUAAUAAUAAGUAUUUAGGAUUGAUAGAUAGAAGAGACUUUUUAUUUAUUCUCAAAUAUUAAGUAUAUGAUAUGGUAUAAUUUAAUAAUAUGAAUAGUUGAAUAGACCUGCUGUAGAUUUAUUGAACUUUAUUAAAAUUGAGAAAAAAAAGUUUGCAGGUUUUUGUAUAUGCAAUAAAGAACUAUUCCACAUGAAACAAACAUUAAAAGAAGUAUUAAUACAUUAUAAUUAGGUUGUUGAAAAUCUAUUACUCUCUUCUAGAGGUAGUUUAGUUUGCUUGAAUGAAAAUUAAGAACCAAUUGCUACAUUAUAAAUGUCUGAUCUCUUCAAAAUUUGUUUAGAUGAUAUCGAAUUAGAAUGAAUUUAUAUUAUAAUAAAUAUGUGUAUAUAUUUAAAUGAAUAAUUAUAGAUUUUCAUAAUCAGCCACUAUUCCUGUGUACAACACUAUAACUAAAGAGCAAGAAUAAAUCAAAAUUACACCUAAUUUUAAGUAGUUCUUGAACACUUUGAAUGAAAAAUUUCAAUUACCUUAAAAAUUUACAAUGUGUUAUUGUUUAAAUAUUAAAGAUAGAGUCAUCUAUUUAGCUUGUCCAAUAGAUUAUAACUUAUUUAUAGAAAGAUUACAGAACCUUAAAAAUAUGUAUAUUUAAUCUUAUCCAUAAAUAUUAGUAACUUCCCUAUUCUUUAAAUCAUUCAAUUAAAACAAGAAUAAUUUGUAUCUAAAGAAAUGAUUCAGGAUGUUGAAGAAUGGCAAGAUAGAUUAUCUGAAGGUUAUUCCUAAAUAUACUCUUAGUAGUAAGAAGUCCAACAGUUGGAUGAAC